CCCAGCAACGACGCACACACAUCGACGACAAGACACUCUUACGUAGCACGCUCGCUCUUGCACUCGCAGCAAUGCCGGCCAUGGUGGCGCAGGAGGCGGAGCGCGCGGGGGAGGCGCCGCACUUCCUCGUGGUCACGUUCCCGGCGCAGGGCCACAUCAACCCGGCGCGCCACCUCGCGCUGCGCCUCCUCAGCGCCUCGCCGGGCGCCCGCGUCACCUUUUCCACCCCCGUCUCCGCUUUCCGCAAGAUGUUCACGGACGUCGAGGACGCGGAGGCGGUGGACCACGUCGACGGCGCCGGCGUCCACUACGUGCCCUACUCCGACGGGUUCGACGGCGGCUUCGACACGUCAGCGCACGACAUCUCGUACUACAUGUCCAAUCUCAAGGCCGCGGGGUCCCGCACGCUCGGCGGCGUGCUCGCGCGCCUCCGCGACGCCGGCACCCCCGUCACGCAGGUGGUUUACACCGUGAUGCUCUCCUGGGUCGCCGCCGUCGCGCGCGCGCACGGCGUUCCCGCCGCGGCCUACUGGAUCCAGCCGGCCACCGUGCUCGCCGCCUACUUCCACUUCUUCCGUGGCACCGACGGCCUCGACCAGGCCGUCGCCGCCGCGGCGAGCGACCCGUGGGCGGACGUCCGCGUCCGGGGGCUCCCGCCGAUGCGCCUGCGCGACCUGCCGUCGUUCUUCACCAUCGCCUCCGACGUCGACCACCCCUACGCCUUCGUCCUCACCGCGUUCCGCGAGCUCCUCGACGUGCUGGACCGCGAGGACACGCCCACCGUGCUCGUCAACACGUUCGACGCUAUGGAGCCUGAUGCGGUGGCGACGCUGCGCCAGCACGGCGUCGACGUCGUCCCCAUCGGCCCCGUGCUCUCCUUCCUGGACGCAUCGGCGGCGCCGGUCAACAACAACAACGAUCUGUUCAAGCCGGACGGCAAGGGGUACCUGGAGUGGCUGGACGCGCAGGAAGCGGGGUCGGUCGUCUACAUCUCCUUCGGGAGCCUGUCGACGAUGAGCAAGCGGCAGAUCGCGGAGGUGGCGCGCGGCAUGGCGGAGAUCGGCCGCCCGUUCCUGUGGGUGCUGAGGAAGGACAACCGCGGCGAGAUAGACGGCGACGACUCGUGCAGCGGCAUCGGCUCCAGCGCGGGCAUGGUGGUGGAGUGGUGCGACCAGGGGAAGGUGCUGUCGCACCCGGCGGUGGGGUGCUUCGUGUCGCACUGCGGUUGGAACUCGACGCUGGAGAGCGUGGCGUGCGGCGUGCCGGUAGUCGGGAUGCCGCAGUGGACGGACCAGGGCACCAAUGCGUGGCUGGUGGAGCGGAAGCUCGGCACCGGGGUCCGGGCCGCCGUGAGUGAGAAGGACGGCGUGCUGGAGACCGACGAGCUGCCGAGGUGCAUCGGCUCCGCCACGUCGGAUGUGGUGCGCGCCAAGGCGGCGCUGUGGAGGGAGAAGGCGAGGGCGGCGGCGGCCGUGGGCGGCUCAUCCGAGAGGAACCUCAGGGCGUUCGUCGCCGGCAACUAGCCAGCCGGUAGGCCGGCUUGCCUGCGCUGCAUGGUUCUGCAAGAUCGAGAGCGAAUAGCAGGACGAGACGAGUGACGAGACGGCUCGAGCAGUACUGUGUGUCUGUGUCCCUGUGGAUUCGACACUGCAGCUGUUUUUUUUUGUUGUUGUUGCGAAAGACUGUUCUUUUUAUCAAGUUUGGAUUGCAAACCACGUGUUCCAUGUGGUGCCAAAGACUGUUGUAGUGCUGCUACCUGGGAGAGAUCGAAUGCCAUCUGCAUAUUGUCCGGAUUUCCGCACCAGUGUCAGAUGUGUGUGCGUCAUAGGAUGGCAAUUCUCUCUGUUAAAAUAUUUUUUUGUUAGAGAAAAAGGGGUGACUCAACUUUGUACAAGCUUUAGCCGAAAAUUCUGAAAUAAAUCCAUGAUAAAUGCGAGCA
Aegilops tauschii subsp. strangulata is the source of this 1939-nucleotide messenger RNA. Its product is annotated as UDP-glycosyltransferase 75C1-like. The record is from RefSeq and is a predicted model, not a curated record. NCBI's taxonomy places the organism in Eukaryota, Viridiplantae, Streptophyta, Magnoliopsida, Poales, Poaceae. Gene Ontology annotation, molecular function: quercetin 7-O-glucosyltransferase activity; quercetin 3-O-glucosyltransferase activity.